Urocitellus parryii (Arctic ground squirrel) is the source of this 754-nucleotide messenger RNA. RefSeq names its product pro-melanin concentrating hormone (gene Pmch). NCBI's taxonomy places the organism in Eukaryota, Metazoa, Chordata, Mammalia, Rodentia, Sciuridae. Gene Ontology annotation, molecular function: type 1 melanin-concentrating hormone receptor binding; melanin-concentrating hormone activity. Gene Ontology annotation, biological process: behavior; chemical synaptic transmission. The record is from RefSeq and is a predicted model, not a curated record.
UUUAGCAAGCAGGUUGACAGGGAAACAUCCUUGUUUGUCUUUAUGCAAACAUCAAACUAAGAAUGGCAAAAAUGAGUCUCUCUUCCUAUAUAUUAAUAUUAACUUUUUCUCUGUUUUCUCAAGGUAUUUUACUUUCAGCUUCCAAGUCCAUAAGAAAUUUAGAAGAUGACGUGGUGUUUAAUACAUUUCGGAUGGGAAAAGCCUUUCAGAAGGAAGAUACUGCAGAAAGAUCAGUUGUUGCCCCUUCUCUGGAACAGUAUAAAAAUGAUGAGAACAGUUUCAUGAAUGAUGAGGAAAACAAAAAUUCAAAGAACACAGGCUCCAAACAUAAUUUUGUGAGUCAUGGUCUGCCACUGAAUCUGGCUAUAAAGCCUUAUCUUGCAUUAAAGGGAUCUGUAGCUUUUCCAGUUGAGAAUGGAGUUCAGAAUAUUGAAUCAACACAAGAAAAGAGAGAAAUUGGGGAUGAAGAAAACUCAGCUAAGUUUCCAAUAGGAAGGAGAGAUUUCGACAUGCUCAGGUGCAUGCUGGGGAGAGUCUACCGGCCUUGUUGGCAAGUCUGAUACCUGUUGGUUCACGUCAUCUUUGGGGAAGAAAACAAAACCAUUUCAUUGCCAGUGGGAAGAAAACCUUUAAUGUUCUAUAACUUGUAUAUUAUUUUAAAUGUCUGCUUUAAAAGAAAGUAGUGUUAAGACAUACCAAUAAUCUAAAUGAUGUGCUUUUUCUGUAUAUUAAACUUUGUGAAAAUUCUGCAUAA